Molecule: messenger RNA, 7372 nt
Organism: Vespula vulgaris
Lineage: Eukaryota; Metazoa; Arthropoda; Insecta; Hymenoptera; Vespidae
Product: Y+L amino acid transporter 2
Exons: 12
Coding region: 463-1935 (490 amino acids)
Biological process (GO): amino acid transmembrane transport
Cellular component (GO): membrane
Molecular function (GO): L-amino acid transmembrane transporter activity
Source: RefSeq, a predicted model, not a curated record
CGUUCGGAGAGAAACGCAAAGACGGAUCACUCAGAGCUCGACCACCGUGUCGCGCAUAGCUUCCCUGUCUCCGUCUAAUCGUGUUGUUUCUCUAUCUCUCUCCUUUUCUCCUUCCUAUCUCAUUCACUCUUUCUCUCUGUUUCCUUUUUUUCCUUUAUCUCUUUUUCUUUCUCUCUCUUUCCCUCUCUCUCUUUUUUUCAUUCUUUCUAUCUAACUAUUUUACUCUUAUUUUUUUCUGUCAUUCAUCAUCUUCGUCGUUAUCACGAAACGAGACGAUCGAGACAGAGGGAAGUGCGUCGAUUAUCUAGUGUGUAUGUGCGUGUGUGAAAUAUGAUCCUUUAUCAAGGAUUUCGACGUACUUAGGAUCUAAAGGGAUCUAAACUAUCGUCCACGACCCAAUCCGCAUCGAGAAAAUUGUAAUAUCGCUCGAGGGAUUGCAAGUGACAUUUUAUAAGGGUGAACAUGUCGAAGUCAGGAAGCAUCAAAGAUGGUGAAAAGGGUCCAUACGACCCAGUGCCAACCAAUAAUGACACAGGAGGAGACGAAAUUAAACUUGAAGCAAAAAUGUCUCUUCUCAAUGGUGUUACCGUCAUCGUUGGUUCGAUCAUCGGUUCUGGCAUCUUUGUCAGUCCAACCGGUGUUUUAAAACAUACUGGAAGUGUUAAUGCUAGCCUUUUAGUAUGGACUGCUUCAGGAAUUUUUUCCAUGGUAGGAGCCUAUUGUUAUGCCGAGUUAGGUUGUAUGAUCAGGAAGUCGGGCGCUGAUUACGCGUAUAUCAUGGAAACCUUUGGACCCUUCAUGGCCUUUGUAAGACUUUGGAUCGAGUGCAUGAUAGUACGGCCUUGCAGUCAAGCUAUCGUAGCCUUGACCUUCAGCAUUUACGUUUUGAAACCUCUUUUUCCUGACUGUGCUCCACCAGAUGAUGCUGUACGAUUACUUGCUGCCUGCUGUAUAUGUGUCCUGGCGUUCAUAAAUUGCUGGGAUGUUAAUUGGGCAACAAAAGUACAAGACAUCUUCACAUAUGCUAAACUUCUCGCACUUUUUAUUAUAAUCUGUACUGGAGCGUAUCAACUGUUCACUGGACACACGGAGUAUUUCACGUUCGAGAACACCAAAACGGAAAUCACGUCAAUAGCAUUGAGUUUUUAUUCAGGAUUAUUUGCUUAUAACGGUUGGAACUAUUUGAACUUUAUCAUCGAGGAAUUGAAAGAUCCUAUCAGAAAUUUGCCGAGAGCCAUUGCAAUCUCUUGUACCUUAGUUACGGUCGUCUAUGUUUUAACCAACAUGGCUUUUUAUACUACCUUGAGCCCCGUUGAAGUUUUAGGUAGCGGUGCUGUUGCUGUGACUUUUGCCAAUCAUCUGUUCGGAGUAAUGGCAUGGACAAUACCAGUGUUCGUAGCUUUGUCAACAUUCGGUGCAGUAAAUGGAAUUCUAUUGACGUCUUCUCGACUUUUUUAUGCUGGUGCAUGCGAGGGACAAAUGCCGGAAAUACUUACGAUGAUCCAAAUCUCGAGAUUGACACCUACGCCAGCUGUUAUUUGUAUGGCACUCCUGUCGAUGCUUUAUUUGUGCUCAUCCGACAUCUUUGCACUGAUCAACUACGUCGGCUUUGCCACUUGGUUGAGCAUUGGCGUCUCUGUCCUAUGUCUUCCUUGGCUAAGAUGGGCUCAACCAAAUUUACCAAGGCCAAUUAAAGUAAAUCUUGCUUUCCCAAUCAUCUACAUUAUCGCCACGCUCUUCGUCACGGUAGUUCCCAUGUAUAUUACUCCUUUGGAAACAGGCUAUGGCUGUUUAAUGAUAUCAUCGUCAGUACCGGUAUACUUUGCAUUCAUUGCGUGGAAAAACAAACCUAAAUUUUUCGUCAGGAGUGUUGGCGCCGUUACCAAAACUUUGCAGAAGCUGAUGGUAGUCGUCGGGCCAAAGACUAAUAAGUAGGCACCACAAAGUUCCUGCAGAAGAUAAUGGUGGUCGUCGGCAAGUCUAAACCAGCUCAGGUCUAAUUGCCUCGCUUGUGUUAGAAAAAGAAAGAGAAAGGAAGAAAAAGGAGAAGAAGAAGAAGAAGAAGAAAAAGAAGAAGAAGAAGAAGAAAACGAAAGAACGAAGAUAGAUGGAGAGAAAUAGACAAGAUAAGGGAUUAGAGAUUAAGAGUGUCCUAGGACAAGAGACAGCCAUAUUGAAGUAGGAUACUAUCAAUCAAAUCCCAAAUCAAAAUUUCGUCGUUCUCUUUGUAUCUUCUUUUUCUUUUUUUCUUUCCUUUUCUCUCUCUCUUUCAUUCUCUCUUUCUUUCUCUCUUUUUCUCUCUCUUUUUCUUCUUCUCUCAAGUUCUCUCAAGAUUUUCCAGCAUCCGUAAAAAGAACAUUGUUUAUAUUUUCUUCGCGAAAUAUCAACGAAUGUUCUUCUUCUUCUUCGUUCGACAGAAAUCAACGUGCGAAGAAAAGUAAAGGGGUUGGCCUAAAUAAAGAAAAAAAAAAACAAAAAAAAAACAAAAAAAAAAUUAAAUAAAUAAUCCCGAUCGAUUUUAUCGAUAUGACGAUGUUUACGAGUCACGACAAAAAUCUCUUGCGUCUUUUCGUCGAUUUGAAUUUCCCGCGAAAUGAUAGUACCUAUUGAAUCGUUUGUUUCUGGUCAUUGAAACUAUAAAAAUAAAAAAAAAGAAGAAACAGAAAAAAUAACAGUAAAGAAAAAAGAAACAAGUGGCAAAUUCAAUUCGGCGAACGCUUGUUACUCGUUGACACGCAGUCAACGUUGCAUCAUAGUUUUACGAUAAAUAUUGUAAUUUUACUGCCACCGAUGUUGAAACGCGAGUUAUUUCGUGUGAUUGAUUGAUUGAUUGAUCGAUUGAUUAAUUAAUUAAUUAAAUAAUUAAUUAAUUAAUUCAUCUACUGCAUAUAUACAUAUAUAAGAAAUGUUACAUGAAAUAUGUAUCUCUCGCGCUAUAUGAUCGGACGAUUUUAUCUCCCCGACAUUUAUCUCCAGUAUUUUAAUGAAAUUUAUUAUAAUAUUUUUUUAUUAUAGAAAUAUUGUUUUCUUUUUUUUUCUAUACUGUUUUUUUUUUUUUUUUCUUUUAAUUAUUCUUUCCUUAUUCCUAUGAGGAAUCCUAUAAGGAAUUAAUUAGGGUAUUUUUUAAAAAUCGAUCGAUUUCAUUGCUAUAUGAUCGAUUACUCGCGAAAAUUAUUCGUACGAUUUUUUUUACACAUUCAUGUACAUAAAUAUUACAAAUUUAUAUGUAUAAGUCAACGAUUUGAAGCACCUUAUAGAAGAUUAUAACGUUUUAUCUAAUUGGACUACAAAAUACAAUGUAGGUUUAUAAAAAAAAAAAAGGAAUUUAUUCGUUAAGCGUAUAUCUAUCAUAUUCAUUCUUGCAAAUAUUUAUACAUUUCUUUCUUGAAAAAUCACUAUUUUAAAUAAUUAUUAAUUAAUUAUAAAAUCUACGAAUAUUUUUGCGACGUUUCUUUUCAAAGAAAGAUUCUUUUUCUAACGAAGCUUUUGGUCCAUCGUGUUUGAACUUUCCUCGUAUAAUAAAUUUAUGCUUUUAUGAACAUAUGCAUAUAUAUAUAUAUAUAUAUAUAUAUAUAUAUAUAUAUAUAUAUAUAUAUAUAUAUAUAUGUGUAUAAGAAAGCUCUUGCUGGUUGAAUGCUUCUCGUUGUACUUGUAAUUUUGUAAUUUAUGAUUUUAUCGAAAAAAUUUCAUCAGAGAAAGAGUUAUUCUUUGAAAUAAGAAAACGAGCGUUUCUCAUCAAUUAGGAUCGCGAACUUUUAUUAGAUCGCUCUUAGAUCAAAAGAACGCGAAUCUCGACGAUACAACAUAUCCCUAAAUCGAGCCGUUCUAGGACCAAAAUUUUUCUUUUUUUCUCUUUUUUUUUAAAUUUUAAUUUACCAACCCAACGGCGUAGACUUGCUAAAAAAUUAGUUACUAUAAUUCGUUCCUUCGAUUUAUUCUUUUAAGAUGAAAAUAAGUCCUCGGCGAAUCGUCCUUUAUACUUAUUAUUAUUAUUAUUAUUAUUAAUAUUAUUAUUGUCAUUAUUAUUAUAAGUAUUUUGUAUUAUUAUAAGUAUAUUAAUAUUAUUUGAUAUAUAUAUAUAUAUAUAUAUAUAUAUAUAUAUAUGCUGAGUGGAGUAAUCAUUUUGAUUACCUUGAAUAGCGUUUCUUUUAAAAAUAUAAAGAAACUUUCUAACAAAAGUUAUAUGAUACGGAGAUAGCUACGAUGUAAUAGAAAUAAUUUUUUAGUAAGUGGACGCAUGAAAGACGUAUGAAGGUCAAGUGCUGUUUUUUGUAAUAAUAUUAUAUGUUUUUGAUUGCAUUGAUCGAAACAGCUCAAUAUUCUCUAUAAAAAAGAAUAACCUACAUAUGUUGAAAAAUGAUUAAAUUCAGCGCUGAGCAAUGAUUUAUGAUUAUGAUUUAUGAUUUAUAAGCACUUACUCGACACUUACUCUGCUCUCAUUUUGCACUUACUUUGCACUUAUUUAGCGGAUUUGUAACUGAUUUCUACGACUUUUACUUCCGAUAUUACCACGUAAAUGAAUGACAUGGUUAUUAAUGAUGUAGACAAAAAUUGCUUCUUUGGUAAAAAAAUAACUUGUUUAUUAAUUAUUUAUUAAUUUAUAUAACUUUAUGUACUACUCUUAAUCAGAAUCUUCUUUUUUUCUUUUCGUAAAAUAAGAUGAAUCACGUUCGUAAAUUUGUUUAUAAAAAUUGUUUAUAACAAAUAGUUAAUUAAUUGUUAACAAUACGUUAAAAAAUAGAGUAAACUAUGCUCUUUAAAAUGAUACUCGAUUCAAGUCUCUACGAGUUUUACUUCUGAAGAUAUUUCCAUCUAAACGGUAGACGUGGCAAUUGAUAAUGUAGACCAAAUUUGCUUUUUCAAUUAAAAAAUAAUUUGUUUAUUAAUUAUUUAUUAAUUUAUAUAACUUUAUAUCUCAGUCAUAGGUUGAAUUUUCUUCUUUUCUUUUCGCAAAAUAAGAUGAAUCACGUUCGUAAGAAUUUAUUUAUAAAAAUUGUUUAUAACAAAUUGUUAAUUAGUUAUUAACAAUACGUUAUAAAAUAGAGUAAACUAUGCCCUUUAAAAUGGUAUUCGAAUCAAGUCUCUACGAGUUUUAGUUCCGAAGAUAUUCCUUUGUAAAUGGAAGAUAGUUACGCUGACCCAUUAGCCUAUAUAAUUUCAUUCAGAUUAUCUGAAUGACACACUGACCUAUAUAAAUUCCGAGAAUUUACGCAGCUCAGCUGGACAAGUUACUACUACUAUACUAUUACUACGAACAGGUGUAGUAUACGAAUUAUGAAUGAAAAUCUUUCGAUAGCAAUAUCUUUGGAACGAAAAGUCGUAGAGACUUGAAAAAUACGCCGUUUUCAAGCGUAAUUUAUUCUUUAUUUAUUUAAAUAUUGCAAUAACAUCGGUAUAAUAAAAUCGAUUUUGUUAAUAAUUUUUUUAAUUGAAUUUUUUUCAUUUUUCUUUCUUUCUUUCGUAAUAAAGACACGAUUAUAUUGAAAUCAUUUCUAUUUUUAUUAUAAUUAGAUAUGUAAAUUUUAUUUUGUUUAAAAUAAAGAAUAGAAAUUUUAAUAAUGCACGAAACUGAAAGAUCGAAAAUUUGAAAAACUUUUCUUUCGUAAUUUACUUGCUACUAUUGUUUACUUAUUACUACAAUAUUCUUACAAUAUUUUUGUUACAUCUCAUGCUUUUUUUUAAGAAUAUUUAAAUUAAAAAAUCUCAAACUAAUAAUGUUUCGGCAAUACAUUGGUUAAUACUUUUUUAUAGAGAAUGUCGGGCAGUAUCGAAUAAUGCAAUCGAAAACAUAUGAUUUUAUUUAAAAAUUCACGGUUGGCCUUUAUAUGUCUUUCACGUAUCUGCAAAAAGUAUAUUACCAGUAUAUUAUGGUUUCCUUCGUACCAUACAAUUUUUGGAAUAAAGUUUCUCUAUAUCUCUAAAAAGUAAUGAGAUAUUCAAGGUAAUCAAAGUUAUUGGCCCACCCUGUAUACGAUAUAUAUAUAUUUUUUAGAUUUAUUUUAAAUAUUACAUUUUUAAUAUAAAAUUUAGUUUAUUUUCCAAAAUUUAUAAUAUAUAUAUAUAUAUAUAUAUAUAUCACACACAUAAAAAUAUCAUAUUAAAAUAUUUAAUAAUCAUUAAAUGGAAAUCAGGUUGUGAUUGAGAGAAAAUCGAUUGAAAAUCAUUAUUUUUAUUUAUCUUUAAUAAUCUACUCUCAUUGUCUUUGUGUUAAAGACGUUUCACAGCAUUCCUAUUAAAUGUUAAUUUGUAAGUAAUAGAACUAGAACAAUAGAGUUAAGAUCAAUAUAGAAAAAGACAAACAACGGAUGGACGAGUCGCCGAUGGCUUUAUGGAUAAAAAAAUAAAAAGAAAAAGAAAGAAAAGAAAGAAGAAAAAAAGAUACAAAAAGAUUAAUGAUCUUUUAAUGAUAAUUUUCAUCGUUUUUAUCUACUACGCUAUAUUUUAUGGUGAAUCAUCAGAAUCAUUAAAUGUCAUCAAUCUUUAUCGGAGUGUCUACCGUUUCUUUUAUUUAAUACUUCGAACGAUAAAAAUUCAAUUUUUUUCUAAACAAAUUCGUUGAAUAUCGAAGAGAAAAAAGAAAAUAAUUCUGUAAAAUUCCAAUCAGCUAGAGGAUUAUCAGUUAUCGAUGAUUUUCAAAAAAUAAAAAGAAAAUGAAAUAAAUGGUAACGAAUACCUCUUUAAAAAAAUGAAUAAAUGAAUAAAUAAAUUAUUUGAUCCAAUAGAGAAUUCAUAGUUCGAUCGUCCUUUUAGAUAACAAACUUUAGAUAUCGAGAUACAUACGUAUGUACAUACAUACAUAUAUACAUAUAUUUUUCUAAUCUACUGCAAAAUAUUAACGGUAGGCAUUCUGAUGUAUGUGACAAUAAAGAUCACCGAUUAAGCUAAUCAGAGAAUUAAGCUGUUUGUUUAUUCACGUGUAUAUUUAUACAUAUAUAUGUGUGUGAGCAAUACAAACAUGAAAAUGCAGAAUACAUUUUUCUAAUAAUUCAUAUCUAACGUAAGUUUUUGCCUUGGAGAUUAGAUAACAGAAUGUGUAUUAAAAAAAUACGUUCAUUUUUAUUUGAUUUUUAUAUUUUAUCAAUAACAAUUAUUAUUAUCAUUAUUAUCUUUUUUUUUUAUUUUAUUUGAACGAAGAAUACAACAAGUAAUCUUCACCAUUUUGUGUGUGUGACGCGUACAAGAAUAUUCUGCGUAUGUCCGGCAGAAUACCUUUGAGAUUAAUCAUGCGAUAUAAGGUAGCUUAGGAUCUAAUGAUGAUGGUUAUGACGAUGAGAGUGAGAGUGAGAGAGAAAGAAAAUAAAAAAAAAAUACAAAGCAUACUCAUAAGAUAAGCGAACUGUGACAAUAUAUUAUAUUGUAUAAAGAAGAAAAA